Talpa occidentalis (Iberian mole) is the source of this 1741-nucleotide messenger RNA. RefSeq names its product heterogeneous nuclear ribonucleoprotein A0 (gene HNRNPA0). The record is from RefSeq and is a predicted model, not a curated record. Gene Ontology annotation, molecular function: RNA binding. Lineage: Eukaryota; Metazoa; Chordata; Mammalia; Eulipotyphla; Talpidae. The transcript has a single exon. Bases 305 to 1216 code for a protein of 303 amino acids.
UUCAGCGGCCUCUUUGUGUGGUGCCCAGAUAGGGGAGCGGAGGUGGCGGUAGCGGUAGCGGCGACGGCGGCCUCGGUCGCGUUCCAGCCUCCGCGGCCCGUCCUCUGGUCGGCACCUCUCCCCUUCCCUCCCCCUUCCUCUUCACCUCCUUCCCUCCCCUUCCCUCCUUCCCUCCCCCGUCGGGACCGGCGGUGGCGGCCCCAGCAACGGCUGGGCCCAGGCAGUGAGGAGGCCUCAGCCCACGAUAACGGCGACGGCGAAGCCGCGGAGCGCGCAGGGCGGGGGCAAGGCCCGGGCCGUGGAGAUGGAGAAUUCGCAGCUGUGCAAGCUGUUCAUCGGCGGCCUCAACGUGCAGACGAGUGAGUCGGGCCUGCGCGGCCACUUCGAGGCCUUUGGGACUCUGACGGACUGCGUGGUGGUGGUGAACCCCCAGACCAAGCGCUCGCGCUGCUUCGGCUUUGUGACCUACUCCAAUGUGGAGGAGGCCGACGCCGCCAUGGCCGCCUCGCCCCACGCGGUGGACGGCAACACGGUGGAGCUGAAGCGGGCGGUGUCCCGGGAGGAUUCGGCGCGGCCCGGGGCCCACGCCAAGGUGAAGAAGCUCUUUGUCGGGGGCCUGAAGGGAGACGUGGCCGAGGGCGACCUGAUCGAGCACUUCUCGCAGUUCGGCACCGUGGAGAAGGCCGAGAUCAUCGCCGACAAGCAGUCGGGCAAGAAGCGCGGCUUCGGCUUCGUGUAUUUCCAGAACCACGACGCGGCGGACAAGGCCGCGGUGGUGAAGUUCCACCCGAUCCAGGGCCACCGCGUGGAGGUGAAGAAGGCCGUGCCCAAGGAGGAUAUCCACUCCGGGGGCGGCGGCGGCGGCUCCCGGUCCUCGCGGGGCGGCCGGGGCGGCCGGGGCCGCGGCGGGGGCCGAGACCAGAACGGCCUGUCCAAGGGCGGCGGCGGCGGUUACAACAGCUACGGCGGCUACGGCGGCGGCGGGGGCGGCGGCUACAACGCGUACGGGGGCGGCGGCGGCGGCUCGUCCUACGGGGGCAGCGACUACGGCAAUGGCUUCGGCGGCUUCGGCAGCUACAGCCAGCACCAGUCUUCCUACGGGCCCAUGAAGAGCGGCGGCGGCGGCGGCGGCAGCAGCUGGGGCGGGCGCAGCAGCAGCGGACCUUACCGGGGGGGCUACGGCGGCGGCGGCGGCUACGGCGGCAGCUCCUUCUGAGGAGGAAAUUUUAAAAGGGCCCGGGAGCGGCUGUAGGGGUAGCUCUUUCCGACGGCCCCGCGAGGGUGCGCUCCGAAGGCCCUUCCCCCUCCCACCGCCUUCCCCGUUUUGCCCUUGGGGGCGCCGCCGCUGAGGCGGCCUGCCCUGGGGGUGUCGCCCGUCUGCCUGCCUCCUCUCCCGUCUCUCCGAAGAUGGACUCGGCCCCACAUACACAUUUUUGUGUUACAGUCAUUGAUGGACUCUAUUUUUUUAUUAUUACUUGGACCUUGGUCGUUUUUAUACUAGCAAAAUGUCUUGUUUGAUUUGUGUUUUUUUUUGGGGGGGGAGGGAGUGAAUUUGCUGAUUCUGUAGCAAAACCUGGGCGGGGGUAGGGGUGGGGGGUAGUUCACUUUGUUGUAAGGACUUGAUACCUGGCUACAGCGUUUUCUAUGAAAUCUACUUGGAUCCCAUGCCUGAAAUUUGGAAGCAUAUGUACAAAAAUCAUUUUUACGUUUUAUUUUUAAUAAAUCAUUGUGUUUGACCGUA